Funneliformis geosporum is the source of this 324-nucleotide messenger RNA. The record is from the annotation of a GenBank genome assembly. Lineage: Eukaryota; Fungi; Glomeromycota; Glomeromycetes; Glomerales; Glomeraceae.
AUGCGUAGCAAAAGAGCAUGUAAUGCUAAAACACAAGGGCAAUGUGGAAUUGAAAAAUAUUAUAAAAUCAAUAGUAACAAAAUACCAUUAUCCGAAAGACAAUCUUAUUCCUGUCAAGGUUUAUCAAAUAAUCAAAUUAAACAAUAUAUACUUUGUUGUCUAUCUGAUUUUAGUGGAUCAAAACAUGAAACAGAACUUGCUUAUCAAGAAACUUUAUCAGUAACAAGUGCUAAAUAUACAAAAUUUACCAUUCAUGAAUCCAAAAUAUGCGAGAAAUAUGAUAAAUUAAGAAAUAAUCCACGUUUUCAUAAAGCCAUUAGUGUG